AUAUACAUUAAACCUUUUAAAACAUCGUCUGACAGUUCCAUAAUGAUAAAUUUAGCUGUGAUUUAUUUGAGGACCAAAAUUUACAAGAUCGUGUAAAAGUAAAUUUUGUUAACAGAUCUUUAAAAGUAAAUCAGAUACAAAUAUUUUAAAGGUUUUUUUUCUAUGUUCAAGCCUGCUUGUAUUGUCGACUGUGUUGGCUGCCUGUUUAAAAAUAAUAGUAUUCCCUGAAAUUAGUGAAAACUAAGAAUAGUGAAAUAGGAAUACUGUUAUGGCUGCUAAAAAGAAGUCAGCGUUACCCAUAGAAGACAGUGAUCAAUUAGUAAUUAGGCCUUUGGGGGCCGGUCAGGAAGUUGGACGGUCUUGUUUGCUACUGGAAUUCAAAGGCAAGAAGAUUCUACUCGAUUGUGGAAUCCAUCCAGGGAUGAAUGGAUUAGAUGCACUACCAUAUUUUGACCUCAUCCAGGAUGAAUUACAGAAUGUCAAUUUGAUGUUGAUCAGUCAUUUCCAUCUUGAUCAUUGUGGGGCCCUGCCUUGGUUCUUACAGAAAACGCCAUUUAAAGGAAGGUGCUUUAUGACCCAUGCAACAAAAGCCAUCUACAGAUGGCUCCUCUCAGAUUAUGUCAAGGUCAGUAACAUAUCAGCUGACAAAAUGCUCUAUGUAGAAAAAGACAUAGAGGAAAGCAUGGACAAAAUAGAAACUGUGAACUUCCAUCAAGAAAUUGACAUCAGUGGCAUAAAGUUCUGGUGCUACAAUGCUGGGCACGUCCUAGGAGCCGCCAUGUUCAUGAUUGAAAUAGCCGGUGUCAAAGUAUUAUACACUGGGGAUUUCAGUAGGCAAGAGGAUAGGCAUUUAAUGGCUGCUGAACUGCCUAAUGUCAAACCAGAUGUCCUGAUUGUUGAGUCAACAUAUGGAACCCACAUCCAUGAGCCUAGGGAAGAGAGGGAACAAAGAUUCACUAACUUGAUUCACAAUAUUGUUUCUCGUGGUGGUAGAUGUCUCAUUCCAGUCUUUGCUCUUGGAAGAGCUCAAGAGCUUCUGUUGAUUCUAGACGAAUACUGGUCAGCCCACCCCGAGCUUCAAGAGGUUCCCAUCUAUUAUGCAUCAUCACUUGCAAAGAAAUGCAUGUCAGUCUAUCAAACAUACAUCCACGCCAUGAAUGAACGAAUUAAAAAGCAGAUUGCUGUUUCCAACCCUUUCAUAUUCAAGCACAUCUCCAACCUGAAGAAUGCCGACCACUUUGAGGACAUUGGGCCCUCUGUGGUCCUGGCAAGUCCCGGCAUGAUGCAGAGUGGCUUAUCAAGAGAGCUGUUUGAGUCCUGGUGUAAUGAUAAAAAAAAUGGAGUUAUUAUUGCCGGAUACUGUGUUGAAGGCACUCUAGCUAAACAUAUCUUAUCAGAACCUGAAGAAAUCGUCACAAUGAAUGGACAGAAGUUGCCUCUGAGAUGUUCUGUAGACUAUAUUUCGUUUUCAGCCCACACUGACUAUCAACAGACUAGUGAGUUUAUUAGGAUUCUGAAGCCAGCACACUGUGUCCUGGUUCAUGGCGAGCAAAACGAGAUGAGUCGACUGAAAGCUGCACUAAUUAGAGAGUAUGAAGAUUCUACUGAUUACAAAAUCAAUGUUCAUAAUCCAAGGAAUGGACAGGCUGUUGAGCUGCUAUUCAGAGGUGAGAAGCUGGCCAAAAUAGUAGGGCAGCUAGCUGUCCAGAAACCGAAACAAGAUGAAAAGAUAUCAGGUGUCCUGGUGAAGAAGAACUUCAACUACCACAUCAUGCAUCCCAGCGACAUUCCUAACUACACUGACCUCAUCACGUGCAACGUGCAACAGAGGCUUAGUGUCCCAUACAAUGGUAGCCUAGCCCAGCUACAGUAUCACCUUAAUAAGAUUGCCACAGACAUAGAAUUAAUAAAGAGAGAAGCUACAAUUUUAGUAUUUAAAUCCAUAUUAGUGACAUUAGAGAAAAAAAUGGCUGUCUUAGAAUGGACUUCGAGUAUGACCAACGAUAUGUUUGCAGACACUAUCAUCAUGGUCAUACUCAAGGCCGAGUCCGAUUCCGCUAUUCAGAAACUCGCAAUCGAGUGUACAGAAGCGGAUAUAGAGAGUAAAGAGAAUAAAUUUAGUAGGAAGGCGGUGCAAUUAAUGAUUGACAUGUUUGGGGAGGAGUGCAAACCGACUAUUGAACCUGAAGAAACACUAACCAUGACCGUCGACGACUGUCCGGUGAGUAUACAUCUGAAGACUUUAAACGUGAAAUGCUCAAAUGAUUUGUUGCAUCAGAUGAUAACGACAGCCGUAACUAAGUUGAAUCAUGUUUUAACUGCGUGUUGAGAUUUGCUGGGUUGAUUUCUCUUCUCAAAAACCGCGCUUCUAUAUUUAACGUUUUUAAAAAUUAUUCAUUAAUAAAUAGUCAACAACGUAUUUGGUUGUUUCGUAAUAAAAAAAAACAUCGUAUCUGC
Messenger RNA from Helobdella robusta, 2457 nucleotides. RefSeq lists its product as hypothetical. The coding region runs from base 269 to 2329 and encodes 686 amino acids. The record is from RefSeq and is a predicted model, not a curated record. Gene Ontology annotation, molecular function: 5'-3' exonuclease activity; RNA binding; RNA endonuclease activity. Gene Ontology annotation, cellular component: mRNA cleavage and polyadenylation specificity factor complex. Gene Ontology annotation, biological process: mRNA 3'-end processing by stem-loop binding and cleavage. NCBI's taxonomy places the organism in Eukaryota, Metazoa, Annelida, Clitellata, Rhynchobdellida, Glossiphoniidae. The transcript has 6 exons.